Messenger RNA from Boleophthalmus pectinirostris (great blue-spotted mudskipper), 4358 nucleotides. Its product is annotated as mucin-2. The transcript has 3 exons. Gene Ontology annotation, molecular function: actin binding. Bases 1 to 3300 code for a protein of 1099 amino acids. Gene Ontology annotation, biological process: positive regulation of actin filament bundle assembly. Gene Ontology annotation, cellular component: nucleus; actin cytoskeleton; Z disc. The record is from RefSeq and is a predicted model, not a curated record. NCBI's taxonomy places the organism in Eukaryota, Metazoa, Chordata, Actinopteri, Gobiiformes, Gobiidae.
AUGGAGCAGGGACACAUAACUUUGGAAAGGGGUGUGAGCUGUCCUGGGCGACUGCGAGAGCCUCUUCAGCCCAAGCAGGACGUCCCGGACCCCGACUGCACAGAUGCAUCAUGGGAACAGACAUCUGAAUUCAACAAAGACCAGAUGAGCCGGAAAACAAAUUUGAGCCGCAGCACAAGCUUGUCGGAGAAAGAGCUGAAAGAGGCUCGUGUCAGAAGUCAAAUCAUCGCUGCUCAACUAACUGUCCCCUCCAACUCCAGCUCGAGAGGUGUCCAACUCUUCAACCGACGAAGGCAAAGAGUGAACGCAUUUACUCAGGAGAGUGGGCGCGGGUCAGGGUCACGCGAGGAUAAUGUGACACCCAAAAUCACUUCUAACAAGCCUACAUGGGCCGAGAGAAGCAGUGAGGAGAAGAAUUUGAACUUGAAGAAUAGCUCCAGUAUCUUUUUAUCAACCGCGAUGUCAAAUAGUGAUAUCAUGGAGGAGUCAGGUAAGGAUUUCCAGAAAGCAGAUGCCUCGGAGGAGUGUGUUAUCCAAGAGAGACAUUUUCUACCUGUCAAGGACCCAGCAGAAGAAGAAGAUAAAAUCCACUCGGAGCUAGAGGAUAUAGUUAAGGCCGAAACUCCCCUUGGAAGUAAUAAUGCUGAUCCGGUUGUGAUAGGCUGUGUCGAGGGGGAAGCAGAGAUGAAUGAGGGCACCGCUACUUGGUCAGUUCCCGCUGGUAAACUUCCUAAUGGCUGCCACAGUAGCUCAGGGCCCGAGAGCCAGCCAAUGUCCACAAGCAAGCAGAUCAUCAAUCGUACCGCCAGGCCGUUUUUCUCGCCCCCAACCGUGCAGUCUCCGGAGGCGGUUAGCCCUGUCAUGGACAUCCCACCUGCCCCAUCCUACUCUACCCCUCCCCUACCUGCAUACUCUGGGUCUUUCUCCCCUCCUCCGCCCGCUCCGUCCUACCCAACACCACCAUUACCAGCAUUCACAAACCAACCUCCUCAUCCCUACUACUCCAGCCCUCCGCCAAUGUCUCCCACUUCACCUCCACCACAUUUUCAACAAUACAAUCCUUCACCGCAUCAUUUUGGUCCCCCGACAGCCCCUAAACCGUCAACCUUCAUACCACAGUCCACAGCAGAGAGGAAAACGCCAAUACAAAUCAAGACAGGGAUCUUAGAAGAGGGAGCUGCAAGAAGGGCUAACAGAAAAGCGAUGUUCACUUUUAAGGAGAAGCCAAUUGUAGCGCCAAAUCCAGAGUUGCUUUCAAUGGUCAGAGGUGUAGAUGCAAAAAAGAAGCUGACCAAAUCUAUACCUGAACCAUCGACGGAGGAAGAGCUGAUGGCUUUAGGUGCGGAGGCCUCAAAUUUUCUUGCAAAGGAAGAGGUUAAAGAAGAGGAAGCCAAAGCGCCUGAGUGGGCAUCUAGUUUAAAAACAUCAAGGACAAGACCAAGCAGAGUAGAGCAAAGACCAGAGCAGACACUCACUAAUGUGGCGGGGAAGGGGGCUGAGCUAUUUGCCAAGCGUCAGUCAAGGAUGGAGAAAUAUGUCGUAGAGAAUCAAAGACCAGGGCAGAGGCGAUCUCCUUCCCCUACAAUGUCCUUGCCUCCAUCUUGGGUCUACCCAUCUAACAUGCCAGGAAGGGUCAAAGCCAUUGCUAAGAACUCUGAAAUGUCUGCUCAGCUUUCCCAAAACCUAAUAGUCCAACAAGCUGCCAAGCAAAAGCCAAAGCCAAAGGUGCCAAUACCACAGCAAGCACCACAGCCUGCUCCUCCACCUGCCCCUAUUGAGAACGGAUGCUCCAAAAUAGAAAUGGACUUGUCAAGACAUAGGCCAUACCAACUUGACUCCUCUCUCUUUAUCCUCAAACCAGUGCAAGCUGACCCUAUGAGCACCCUACCCAGAGGAGCACCACAAGCAAAAACCGUCAUGCGUUCCCAAUCUCUUCCUAGACAGACUGUCAUGCCCAGCAAUCCACUUUCUCAGUACAGAAGUCAGUGCAUGUCUCCCCCAAUGGCAAUGAGUCCCACUACAGGAUUCCCAGAUGGUCAGCAGAGAAUCAGCUCUCCGGCUUUCUCCCCAGAGCGGGUGACUUCACCCCGUUCGGUCGUCCAGGCACCGAGACCCACUUUCUCUGCUAAGAAAGCAGGUCUAGAAGGACAGCCACUCAAAGAGUCUUCUCUGAAUAUCCCUUCAAAAGAGUCUCCAACAGUCACCACAGGUCCCAGCCUGACGCGGCGCUUCAGCAGCCCUGCAGACCCCUCCUCGGUUGUCUGGGGUCCAGCCCGGUCCUCUGUCAUCUCGCCUGUGUCCACUCCCCGAGGCAGCAGGUGUCAGUCCCCUCUGGAGACUCACAGACCAGCACAAACUCCUACAGGCCCCUCUCCCUGGGGGUCCAGAUGUCAGUCCCCAUCAAAUACACAGGGUCCCACCGGUCCCCCCUUCAGACCCUCUCAAACACCCACAUCUCCCUCUCCUCCCCCGUGGGGUUCAAAGUGCCAGUCUCCCAUGAUGACCCAAACACAAACAUCCACGGGCCGGUCAGCUUUCACAUCACGACCUUCACAAACAGCCACAUCACCGGUGUCACCUCCAUGGGCAACCAGGUGCAAGUCCCCAGUGGGCAGUCACAACCCUUCUGCCACUCUAUCAGUUUCCAAACCAGCCCACAGCUCUCCUGUGUCUCCUCCUUGGGGCUCGAGGAGUCAGUCCCCUUUGAUAAACCACACAGUGUCCACAUCCAGGCCGUUUAACACUACAGCCCCCUCUCCCGUUUCUCCCUGGGGCUCCCGCUGCCAGUCUCCAGCCCACUCUCAGAGCAGCCUGUCUUUCUCCAGACCUCUGCACAGAUCUGCUGCCUCCUCCCCGGUCCCCAUGCCUAAGGACAGCCGCUGCAUGUCCCCCACUGUCAGCAAUAUGGACUCAAAAGCCAACCACCGCCUCUUGGCCAAGAACAUUAUCAAUGCAGCCAAGAGGAAGAACAGUGUUUCUCCUGGAGCACUCAGUGGGCACAGUCUGCCCAUCUCACCUGUGGGCACCUCCCAUCAUGACUCUCACAAACCUCCCAUCAGUCCUUUCCACAGCCGCUCCCUGGGAGCACAGUCACCCACCUUCACCAGCCCCCCUCCCACCCCCACACAGGUGUGCUCCCCCGUGCGCCUGUAUAACACACGCUCACUCACAGACUCGGAUGCCUCAGUGGAGUCUGAGGACUCUGGGCUGCGCUCGCCUGGUCUCUACUACAACUCCCUGCCCCGUGGCUGGGGGGGCAGUCUGAGGGUGAAGAGAUCUACUGUGUCCACUGACCUGUGAGACUUCUGUAUAAACUGUACUCUGCUUUCAUCCAAACGCUGAUGACAAGAACAAGCUGAUGAUGUAAUGAUGCUGUGGCUUGUAUGCUUAAACCAAAGACAUUUUAAUUGUCAAACUUUCAUACCAAUGCUGCUUUAACAAACCCCACCGUGCUUGUACAUUUUGUCAAAUGUUGGUAACUUACAUGACUAAUGACAUAUUAAUUGGACGAAAGCUAAAAGUAAUCUAUAUUGGAUGACAGUGAUGCUAAGGAAACUGUAUAUACUCAUGGGACUGUUAUCAACAAUAUUCUUUAAAAUAUCAAGAUCAACACAUUCCAUUUAGCAAAGCAUUGGUAUAAUGAUCUAUGCAAUACUCAUCAAAUACAGUGUGUGCUUUAUGUUUUGUCAUUUACUCAGUGAAUGUAAGUUUGAUGGACUGAUGACAGAGGACAUGGAGAGGGAAGUGACCUACCAAUUAGUAAUAGCACAUUGCUAAUGCAUUUUACAGGAACAAGUAAUACUUGUAAAAAGGCAUAUUGAUUGUAAUGUUGAUAUUGGACAAUGAAGUUGUGCUGUAUGUGUUUGCUGUACUGAUAAGUUUGUCAUUUGGAAAAGUAUGUACUAGAUUUAAAAGUAUGUUCAUGUUUAGAGGAACAGAAGGUACUAACUGUAAUAGUGUGAGAGAUUCAAGGCUGCAAUGAAUGUUGAAAGAUGUGAAUAUUAUGUUGUUUUGCAGAAAGACUCAAAAGAGUGAAAUGUGCUGUAUUCAAAAUACAGACUUCACUGUCCUGUCUUUUACAGUUUGCACAUUUGUUUGUGCCAUAACGUGGCUUUAAAAAAAAGCAAUAAAAGUCUUUGUGUAUAUGUUUGUAUGUGGUUUGAACAGUAUAGAUUUCUGUCAUAGGACAAGUGUAGACACACAUGUUUCUUUGUGCUGAGUGACAGGCACACCUGCUGCUGUGCUGCUCCUUCAGGAUCAACCUAUCGCUCUCAUGGAUUGGUUACAUCCCGGUUUCCUUUGCACAAAGUGCUGAGGAAGUGCUCUGCCUGUGUCUCAUGUGCACUCAAAACAUAACA